AUGGUCCAUGACCCUGAAGAGCGAGUUACAAUUGAUUUGCAAAUAGAUAACUUUCAUAAUGCAAGAGGGUUGUUUGGAUUUCCUACUGCUGUGAUGACAAGAGAUAAAAAAUCUCCAGCUGAUUGGUGGGAUUCAUAUGGGGAUGAAUGCCCAGAACUGAAGAAAUUUGCUACAAGAAUUUUGGGCUUAACAUGUAGCUCAUCUGGUUGUGAACGAAACUGGAGUGCUUUGAGAUGUAAGGUGCAUACAAAGAAGAGGAACCAUUUACACGCUCAAAAGAUGAAUGAUCUGGUGUUUGUAAUGUACAAACUUAAAUUGAAGCAAGAACAACUAAAGCGAGCUUCCAAGUAUCAACCCCCAGUUGUUCCUGUUUUAGAUGAAUUGUCAUCAGAUGAUGAAUGGAUAAAAGAAACUGAGGAUCCUGUUCUUCUAGAAGAUGGAGCAUGGUUGAAUGUCCUUGAUAGAGCAGCAAGAAGAGCAGCUAGAGAAGCCUUGAAUAUAAUGCCUGGGAAUGAGGAAGAAAUCAAUCAAUCGCAAAAUGCGAGUGUCGAGCAACUUGAAAUCAGUGACGACGAGAAUGAUGUGGUUGCUUGUGUUGCUUCAAAUGAGGUUCAUGAUUCUGGAAACUUAGAAACUGAUUUUGGUGAAGGUGAUGGUGAUGAUUAUGAUUAUGAUGAUCUCAAUGUCACGGGAACCGGAACAUCGGGGGCAUUAAGUGAUUUUGCUGAUGACGAAAAUUUCGGCUAUGAUGAAAAUUAA
Messenger RNA from Spinacia oleracea (spinach), 759 nucleotides. RefSeq lists its product as uncharacterized. NCBI's taxonomy places the organism in Eukaryota, Viridiplantae, Streptophyta, Magnoliopsida, Caryophyllales, Amaranthaceae. The coding region runs from base 1 to 759 and encodes 252 amino acids. Gene Ontology annotation, molecular function: protein dimerization activity. The record is from RefSeq and is a predicted model, not a curated record. The transcript is spliced from 4 exons.